GCACCUCACGCGGUGAGCAGGUCUGCAGCCAUUGUGAUUCGCCGCUUGUGAUUGCCGAAAAGACAUCUCUCUCCUCUUUUCGUCUCUGCAUUGCCUCUUUUCCCUCGCUUCCACAACAGAUAAUCGCCUCUGCUUUGCGCUCGACAUUCAGCCCAGCGCAUCAUCUAGCACGCACAUAGAGCGUCUGUCCCUGGCGUGCACAAGAAGAAAGCGAAGCAGUGGACAAGCCCCCUGCUCAAACCUCAAGCGCAUCUUUGUAGUCUGUGUGCAACUGCUAUAGCCAAGCUGAAGCCAGGCUUCCCGCCCUACACCAAAGCAUCGAGAAAUACGGGACCAGAGUCGUAGCGCAAUUUGUGACCCGCUGCAACGCACUGCGAAGCUGCAAGCUCAAAGCCUAGUCGAACAGCCCUUGGUGGUGAACAAGAUGGCAGACGCAGGCGAGGAGGUGGAUUAUGAGGGCCUGGGAGAGGGUUUCCCCCUGCACAUCAACAUGAUUGCUGGAGCACUAGCCGGCAUCAGCGAGCAUGCAGUCAUGUUCCCCGUAGACGUCAUUCGAACCCGCAUGCAAAUACUUUCAGCAUCUCCAGCAGCCACCUACUCGGGUGUAACAGAAGCGCUUCGCAGGAUAUCUUCGGCAGAAGGAGGAAGAGCAUUAUGGAGAGGUGUGGCGAGCGUGGUGAUGGGUGCCGGUCCUGCUCAUGCAGUGUACUUCGGAACCUAUGAGGUCGUCAAGGAGGCGACUGGAGGUAAUAGGAGCGGUCAUCAGUUUGCGAGCACUGCAUUCGCUGGAGCUUCGGCUACUAUUGCUUCUGACGCAUUUAUGAACCCAUUCGAUGUGGUCAAGCAGAGGAUGCAGAUGCACGGAUCCACGUAUCGAUCUGUGCUCACCUGCGCAUCUGAUGUCUACAAGCGGGAAGGUCUGAGGGCCUUCUACGUCUCAUACCCAACAACGCUCGCCAUGACAGUUCCAUUCACGGCUGUGCAGUUCAGCACCUACGAAUGGGCCAAAGAGGUCCUGAAUCCCUCAGGAUCUUACAGUCCCACCACACACGCGGUAGCAGGUGGAUUCGCAGGCGCUGUGGCUGCAGCAGUCACAAACCCUCUGGAUGUGGCCAAGACGCUCCUGCAAACGAGAGGCAACUCUUCGGACGCGGUCAUUAGGAAAGCGAGCGGAAUGCUUACAGCUUUCAAAAUCAUUCACGAAAGGGAAGGGCUCAAGGGCUUUGCACGAGGUCUCUCUCCGCGCGUACUCACCUUCAUGCCCUCCAACGCUUUGUGCUGGUUGUCGUACGAGGGCUUCCGAUGGUUUCUGCGCGAUCAGACGAGAGAAAAGUUUGUCGGAUGAUCGACUCUUGCGGAUAGCAAAAGUAGAGCAUACGGCUGUGGCGCAAGGUCAAGAGCGACUGCUACAGACUGGGAUGAAAGCGAAGCAAGGUAUGACGUGCUCAAUCUGGUAUACCGUUGGUCACGAAAGGAGGACUGGCUGGGAGCACAAUCUUGCUCCUGUUGCAAAUCGACUCGAGAGCGGGACACUACACAAAAGUUUCAAUCUUUAAGCGUCACUCUUAAAACCCCUCACGCGCAACGCCGAUGCCAUCAUGCGUUGCUCAUUGUCUGACUUGGCGAGGAAAGCGUCGGGCGAGGCGGCUUUGCAUUGCAAAAGCGUGACGAUGCG
Molecule: messenger RNA, 1675 nt
Organism: Ceraceosorus guamensis
Lineage: Eukaryota; Fungi; Basidiomycota; Exobasidiomycetes; Ceraceosorales; Ceraceosoraceae
Product: putative MRS4-protein of the mitochondrial carrier family
Exons: 5
Coding region: 425-1345 (306 amino acids)
Biological process (GO): iron import into the mitochondrion
Cellular component (GO): mitochondrial membrane
Molecular function (GO): ferrous iron transmembrane transporter activity
Source: RefSeq, a predicted model, not a curated record